AACCCACACUGCGCGUGGGGACAUGUGCAAUUACAACAAGAGCCGGCGUAUCGUGUCGUGACUUGUCCCCGCAUUCUCCACUCAACCGAAGCAAAAGCUCAUCAACUUUGUAAGAAAAAGAGAGAAAGCAUCUUCUUGUUCCAAGCUCUUAACGUGACUAUCCAUAAUUAGGCACAGAGAGAGAGAGAGAGAUAGUGAGAUCCGCCAUGACCAAAGAAAGAGAGGACUUUGUUUACAUCGCCAAGCUUGCUGAGCAAGCUGAACGCUACGAAGAAAUGGUUGAUGCUAUGAAGAAAGUGGCGAAUCUGGACGUAGAACUGACGGUAGAGGAGCGAAAUCUUCUCUCAGUUGGGUACAAGAACAUGAUUGGUGCAGGUAGAGCGUCUUGGAGGAUUCUCUUAUCAAUUGAGCAAAAAGAAGAGACAAAAGGGAAAGAUCAGAAUGUCAAAAUUACUAAGGCGUAUAGGCAAAAGGUAGAAAGUGAGUUAACGAAUAUUUGCACUGACAUUAUGUGUGUGCUUGAUGAGCAUUUGAUUCCAUCCUGCAAGGGCGGUGAAUCCACUGUGUUCUAUUAUAAAAUGAAAGGAGAUUAUUUUAGGUAUUUGGCUGAGUUCAAGGCUGGUGAGGAAAAGAAAGAGGUUGCUGAGCAGUCAAUGAAAGCAUAUCAGACAGCCUCCACGACAGCAGAAGCUGAAUUAUCUCCUACCCAUCCCAUCAGACUGGGUUUGGCCUUGAACUACUCAGUCUUUUAUUAUGAAAUUAUGAAUGAUCCUGAAAGGGCAUGCCACUUUGCAAAGCAGGCUUUUGAUGAAGCUAUUGUGGAAUUGGAUACAUUAAGUGAGGAAUCUUAUAAAGACAGCACUUUAAUUAUGCAGCUAUUACGAGACAACCUCACUUUGUGGAUUUCUGAUAUGCCAGAGGAUGGAGUGGAAGAUGCCCAGAAGAUGGACAUCUCUCAAUCUGGUGAUGGGCAAGAGUAAAAAAACAGAGGUUUGUUGUUGUUGUUCUUUGUUUUUUCUCCCCUUGGUGAACUACCUAGUUACCUGGUACCUGUAGCAUGCUGGCAAAGAAGUUGUAAUGCCUCCAUAACUCUCAGAUGUUCUUGCUCAGUUUUCCAGAAACAACAUUCAAGUACUAUUGGCCUAUUUCUGUUAUAUGGGUAUCUACUUGUGUUGAUCAAAUUCAAAAAUAUUGAUGAAACUGCUUUAGGAAGACUGGUUUACCUCUUAA
Molecule: messenger RNA, 1230 nt
Organism: Mangifera indica (mango)
Lineage: Eukaryota; Viridiplantae; Streptophyta; Magnoliopsida; Sapindales; Anacardiaceae
Product: 14-3-3 protein 9-like
Exons: 6
Coding region: 207-980 (257 amino acids)
Biological process (GO): signal transduction
Cellular component (GO): cytoplasm
Source: RefSeq, a predicted model, not a curated record